Messenger RNA from Triticum dicoccoides, 1752 nucleotides. RefSeq names its product putative serpin-Z12. The record is from RefSeq and is a predicted model, not a curated record. The transcript has 3 exons. Bases 1 to 1752 code for a protein of 583 amino acids. Gene Ontology annotation, molecular function: serine-type endopeptidase inhibitor activity. Lineage: Eukaryota; Viridiplantae; Streptophyta; Magnoliopsida; Poales; Poaceae.
AUGGGGAAACAACAAGACGGCACCGGAGAGACCAAAGAAAAGAAAAACAGAGCAUCAUGGACCACUGCUCAGUUGGACCUUCUAGUUUCUGUGAUGAAAGAAUAUGCAGAUGCUGCUAAAUUUCGUGGUCAGAACGGAUGGACCAAAGAAGGAUGGAAAAGCAUGGCUACACGCUUGAACAAUCAGUUUCCGAGAGCUAAUUUUAUUGUUGAUCAACUAAAAUUUAGGGAGCAGCGGUUGAAGAAAGAAUAUUUCAUUGUCAAAUCUAUUGUAGAGAAGAGUGGCUUCGGUUUUGAUCCUAUUACAAAAAUGCCAACAACCAUUCCAGAAAAAUGGGAUGAAUUGAGCAAAGAACAACAGAAAAGGGCACACGUCAGCUCCCACGGAGGGACACUCCUCCCCGCCGCCGGCUGUCUUCUCGUCUUCGUCGUCAAAUCGCCGGUGAUCCUAUCUGCGUCUGAUCACAAACCCACGGCCAUUCCGAUCUCGCGCUUCGGGAAGACCGUCCUCCUCUGCUUAGCCCUGUUCGCCGCAUGGCACCUCUGCUCGACCCUGUUCGCCGACGCGCCUCCCGGUGGCCACUCUGCGGAGGAGAAAGCUGUAGUCAGCGACGCGGCCGGGAACGCGUCUGGACUGCCUCUCGCCAGGGAGGCCGGCGUCCGGGCGGCGGCCGUCACGGGGAGCAACUUCGUCGUCUCGCCGCUGUCGAUCCACGCGGCGCUCGCGAUGGUGGCCGCCGGCGCGCGGGGCGAGACGCGUAGGGAGCUCCUGGGGCUCCUCGGGUCAGCCUCGCUCGACGAGCUGCACCGCGCGCCGGCGAUCAAGCUUGUCGGCAGACUCAACGGACUAAAGCAGACGUCAUUCGCCUGCGGCGUGUGGGUCGACCGGAGGAGGGUGCUGAGGCCGGAGUUCACGGCCACCGGAGCGUCGCGGUACGCCGCCAUGGCGGAAUCCGUGGACUUCGUGUCGGGGGCAGAGCAGGCGGGGCGGCGCGUGAACUCCUUCGUGGCGGACGCGACGAAGCAGCGCAUCCAGCACAUCCUCCCUCCCGGCUCCGUCGACUCGUCCACGGCGGUCGUCCUCGCCAACGCGCUCUACUUCAAAGGGGCGUGGCCUGAGCCGUUCGACGUCUUCAACGCGCCGUUCCACACCCCAGGCGGCGCCACCGUGCGCGUGCCGGCCAUGACGACAGGCCGGUCACAGUACAUCGCGCUCUACCCGGGCUUCAGGGCCCUCAAGCUGCCCUACAGGAACGACGGCGACCGCGCUGCUGCAUUCUACAUGCUUAUCCUUCUCCCGGACAGCGGCGCUCUCAGCCUUUCUGCUCUCUACGACAAGGUGGUGUCAUCGCCGGAGUUCAUCAGGAAGCACACGCCAGAAGAGGAGGUUGAAGUACGUCGGUUCAUGGUCCCCAAGUUCAAGUUCACCUCUAAGUUUGAGGCGUCGUCAGACAUGCGGAAGCUUGGUGUCACAAUGGCUUUCGCAGGCGGUGACUUCUCAGGCAUGGUGAGCGGCGGGGAUGGGCGGCACUCCAUCGGCGCGGUGUACCAUAAGGCCACCAUCGAGGUGGACGAGCAAGGCACCGUGGCCGCUGCUGCCACGGCCAUAGGCAUGGAAGGUAGUGCGCUUCCAAGCGAGCCGCCGCAUCUGGUGGAUUUUGUGGCGGAUCGGCCCUUCUUAUUUGCCGUGGUCGAGGAGAGGACGGGCACAACGCUGUUCCUUGGUCAUGUGGUUAAUCCUCUCGCUAAGUGA